Messenger RNA from Frieseomelitta varia, 2680 nucleotides. Its product is annotated as fatty-acid amide hydrolase 2. The transcript is spliced from 7 exons. The record is from RefSeq and is a predicted model, not a curated record. Lineage: Eukaryota; Metazoa; Arthropoda; Insecta; Hymenoptera; Apidae. Bases 349 to 1959 code for a protein of 536 amino acids.
CGCUCAGGCGUAGACAACCGACCGACCGGCCUGAAAUGUGACGCGAGUUGAUUUCCGGCCAGACGAACAUUGUCAAACUCCUCGUGGCUUAGUGGCUGGCAGCCUUGAUGCGUAACACACCUCAAUUACAUCGUUAUUGGGCCCGUCAGCGCGCUAAAAUUAUUGCGCUGCCGGUGUUCGUUCGCCUUCGAGGAAUUUAUUCAAAUGUGAUUAGUCGACGCGCGUCCUCAGAGUCUUUCGUCUCGGACGUUCUCUCGUUGUACGCCCGGUUAAUCGAUAAACCGAACCGGCGUUCCCCAUAAAAACCCGCACGGCAGGCUGACACAGUGAGAUAAUUCGUUGCACAAGAUGUCAACCAAACACAAAGAUCAGAGGAAGAUGCACCCUAAAGGACAAGUGUUGAAUGCAUUUCACCGGCUAGUUGAAUUCAUUGCCAAAAGGAUAUGUAUGUUCAUCGCGUUUCUAAAGGGACCUGCAGAAUCUCAACCACCUAUAAAAGAUCUAACGCUUCUACAUAACGCGACUACUUUAGCACUGAAGAUUCGAAAUAAACAGUUAACUUCAGAAGAGGUAGUACAAUCAUACAUAGAUAGGAUAAAAGAAAUUCAGCCAAUACUAAAUUGCGUAGUGGAAGAUCGUUUUGAGGAUGCUCUCAAAGAAGCUAAGAUGUGUGAUGAACUUUUGAAAUCUGAGGAUGCCCCAUCUCCUCAAGUAUUAGCUAAAGAGAAACCCUUUUUCGGAGUGCCUUUCACAACAAAGGAUUGUAUUGGAAUAGCCAAAAUGAAACAAACGGCUGGUUUAACUGUUCGCAAGAACUUUGUUUCUGAACGUGAUGCAGAAGUAAUUAGAUUAAUGAGGACUGCCGGGGGAAUUCCUCUGGCCACGACGAACGUGUCAGAAUUGGCCAUGUGGUGGGAAACGUCCAACUGUUUAUAUGGAACUACGAAAAAUCCUUACAACACGAGGCACAUUGUCGGAGGUUCUUCCGGCGGUGAAGGUUGUAUACAAGCAGCAGCUGGCUCGCCACUAGGGAUAGGAUCAGAUAUCGGCGGCUCGAUUCGUAUACCAAGCUAUUUCAAUGGAAUAUUCGGGCAUAAACCUUCUACCGGGGUAGUUUCGAACGACGGUCAGUACCCGAGUGCACAGAGCGAAGACCAAAAUCGGUUGCUCUCAAUUGGACCUAUGUGCAGAUACGCGCAGGACUUGUUGCCUACUUUGAAGAUUCUUGCGCACAAAAAUGUGGAUCUUUUGCAUUUGGAUGAGAAAGUAGACAUUUCCAAACUUAAGUUUUAUUAUAUGGAAGACGACGGUGGUCAAUUUCUGACGUCGGCAGUUGAGCCAGAGAUAAGAGAAGCCAUGAGGAAGGUAGUACGAUACCUGGAGAAAGCACAUAAAAUCAAAGCGACUAAACUCAACAUUAGAAAAAUGAAAAAAAGUAUCGCUCUCUGGGUGGCUAAUAUGACCUGUAAGGGCGAGAAAGACUUCACGUACGAAUUGGCGAACAGAGCUGGCCAUAUAAACAUAUGGUGGGAAUUUUUAAAAUGGAUGUUGUUCUUGAGCAAUCAUAAGCUGAUAUCUCUUCUUACUGCCAUGUUUGAAAGAUUCGCUGUGAAAUACGGAAGCGACAAGCACACGAAAUUCAUACAGGAGAGUAAAGACCUUUGUCGAGAAUUUCAGGACAUCUUGGGCGAAGACGGUGUGUUUCUAUAUCCAACGCAUCCAACUGCGGCACCAAUGCACCAUGAACCGCUGAUUAAACCAUUCAAUUUUUCAUACACUGGUAUUAUUAAUGUUUUGGGCUUGCCUGCUACUGCGUGUCCCUUAGGUUUGAACAAACAAGGUCUUCCUAUUGGUAUACAGGUUGUUGGUGGCUUAUAUCAAGAUCAUUUAACAAUAGCUGUUGCUGAAGAACUGGAGCGUGGUUUCGGGGGUUGGGUACCUCCGGUGAUCGUAGCUUGAUACGAUAACUGUCUCUUAGACAAUAAUCCAAUCCAAUGCAUAAGUUUAACCUCUUUUUACGACACAAUCUGUCAUCAUGUUAUUUUUCGAGUACUAAUUUGUACCAGCGAAUCUUAAGGUAAAAUACAAAACAUUUAUUCAAAAAGUAGAUCUUCUGAACAUUUCGGAGAAAAUUAAUUAAUGAGGGAAAGGGAACUAAUAAUUCUUACAAGUAUACGUAAUAUAACAAAGGCUAAUUGUCGCAUUGAUUUGUAUAAUCAAUUAUAAGCUAUAUUUCGUCGAAAAAUACGCGAAAUUUGCGUAUCGAUAUAUACACGUGUGUGUAUAUACAAAUGUAUAUGAAACGUAUGUAUAUUUAUAUAUAUAAAUUGAUGUUAAAGAAAUCACUUUUCUAACAAAAAUCUCGUUGAAAGAAGUAAUAACAUUUGUACAUAAGUAAACUACUACACUGUAUUUGAUUACCGUUUUUAUAUACCUCAUCGUAGAUCUCUAUAAAGGAUUUUCUAUUUUCAUACGAAUCAAUAGAGAGGGAGAGAGAGGGGGAGAAAAUGCGUGUAUGAACGAUAGAAAGAGAAAAACAAAUUACAUGGUAGUAGAGUGCUUUUGGUAAUGUGAUAAAAAUAUUGAAGAUUUUAUGUUUAUACUGUGUAUUGAUGUUAAUAUACUAUAUACAUAUAUAUUUUAUAUACUAAAGAAAUAAAUUUUUAUUUCUUCCCUAUUA